GUCCAGCGGACAGCGACCAGCCGUCAAAUGUCAAAUAACCAAAACAAACAAAAAACAAGUGUCAAGUUCUCAAUUCGAAAUUACAUCGAAACUGUGGGACUAACGGUAUUCCGAGCAAACAGCGAGGGAAAGCGUAGAGGAUUUUAGUGUGAAAGUAGCGAGCGCGCAGUGGAGCCGUGAAGUCGCGUCGUGAAACAUAACCUCAAAAUGUUGUUCAUAAUAACAUCGGUGGCGACCGUGGCUUUCGGCGUAUACUGGUAUCUCAACAGGCACAAACCUCUUAAAUACUUCCUCCGGGAUCUCAGAUAUGCCAUCGACAUGCAAGGCUGCGGCGCCGCUGGCCUCAUAGACGACUGGGUGAAUAAAUCACGAAAUAACGUAGUGUUGCCAGAUGCGAGUGAAAAAAUUGCCGUUAUAACGGGAGGCGCGCGGGGCAUCGGCAAAGAAGUGGUGCGUGGGCUGCUAAAAGCGAAGAUGACUGUUAUAAUGGGAGUCAGAGAUCCCCAAUCGAUAGGAAAGCUUCAAGAUAGUAUGGAAAAUGGCAGAAAAUUAGUAGCGUUCCCCCUGGACCUGCAGUCGUUGAAAACUGUGAAAGAGUUUGCCGAUAAUGUUUUGAAGGCAUACCCAGAAGUACAUUUAUUGGUAAACAACGCUGGCAUCAUGUAUGUAGAUUAUAAGGAAACCGAAGACAGUUUUGAAACGCAUAUGGCUGUAAACCAUUUGAGUCAUUUUUACUUGGCCCACCUCCUGCUGCCAGCGUUAAAAAAAGGUGGGAAGCCUGACAGUCCUUCAAGGAUAGUAAAUGUGUCAUCAUGCGCUCAUUACGCUGGGUACAUUCACUUUGAUGACCUGAAUGCUAAGAAACAUUAUGAUUCUGUGACAGCAUAUGCCCAGUCAAAGUUAGCUCAGCUCAUGAUAACGAGGCAUGUUAACAAACUUCUAGAAGAAUCUGGUGAGAACGUGAAAUGCUACUCGGUUCACCCUGGAAUAGUGAACACUGAUCUCUUCGACAAUACAAUGUUUUCCAAAUUACCGUGGGUAACAAAAACACUGUUUAAGUCACCAGAGAAAGGCGCAGUAUCUAUUUUAUUUGCCUGUUUCAACAACGAGAUACUCAAUAAGGGAGGAUUGUACAUAAGUAACUGUCAAGAAGGAAUCAGCAACAGAUUUUCAAAGAAUAUUGAACAUCAACAGAGACUGUUCCAAGUUUCAUGUGACUUAGUUGGUGUAGAGCAAGAAAAAUAUGGGAAGAACUAGCAUUCAAUAUUAUAAUUAUUAGCUUGAUAAAUGUUUUAAUUUAUUUAUUUAUUCAAAUACUCAUAGUUUCUAGUUCUUUUUGCAAAUUAUUACAAUAAAAAUGUAUUAAAUACUCA
Molecule: messenger RNA, 1373 nt
Organism: Aricia agestis (brown argus)
Lineage: Eukaryota; Metazoa; Arthropoda; Insecta; Lepidoptera; Lycaenidae
Product: retinol dehydrogenase 12-like
Exons: 3
Coding region: 208-1257 (349 amino acids)
Source: RefSeq, a predicted model, not a curated record